Messenger RNA from Scophthalmus maximus (turbot), 3692 nucleotides. RefSeq names its product potassium channel, subfamily K, member 2a (gene kcnk2a). Lineage: Eukaryota; Metazoa; Chordata; Actinopteri; Pleuronectiformes; Scophthalmidae. Gene Ontology annotation, molecular function: potassium ion leak channel activity; outward rectifier potassium channel activity. The record is from RefSeq and is a predicted model, not a curated record. The coding region runs from base 16 to 1143 and encodes 375 amino acids. The transcript has 7 exons. Gene Ontology annotation, cellular component: membrane. Gene Ontology annotation, biological process: stabilization of membrane potential; potassium ion transmembrane transport.
GUGGUUGCCACAGUCAUGAAAUGGAAGACGGUGACAGCCAUCUUCCUUUUGGUGGUUCUGUACUUGGUGAUGGGAGCAGCAGUCUUCAGAUCUCUGGAGCAGCCUCAUGAGAGCGCCCAGCGUUUGGCCAUCCUGUCCCAGAAGCUGGAGUUCCUGUCCAGGCACUCCUGUGUGAACCAGAGCCAGCUGGAGGAACUGGUUAAGCAAGUUGUGUCUGCUAUCCGCUCAGGAGUAAACCCUGCAGGGACACUGAGCAACCACAGCAGCCUGUGGGACCUGAACUCUGCCUUUUUCUUUGCUGGGACUGUCAUCACAACCAUUGGUUUUGGGAACAUCUCUCCCCACACAGAGGGUGGAAGAAUAUUCUGUAUCGUCUAUGCGUUGCUGGGAAUCCCACUGUUCGGCUUUCUUUUGGCUGGAGUAGGAGAUCAGCUCGGCACCAUAUUCGGCAAGGGCAUCGCCAGAGUGGAGAAAAUGUUUGUGCACUGGGACAUCAGUCAGACAAAGAUCCGGGUUAUCUCCACGCUGCUGUUUGUGUUGUUUGGCUGCCUGCUGUUCGUGGCGCUCCCAGCAGCCAUCUUUAAAUACAUCGAGGGUUGGUCCGCGCUGGAGUCCCUUUACUUUGUGGUCAUCACCCUGACUACCAUCGGCUUUGGGGACUUUGUAGCAGGUGGGUCAGAAAUAGAGUACCUAGAUUACUAUAAACCAGUUGUAUGGUUCUGGAUUCUGGUGGGACUGGCCUACUUUGCUGCCAUCCUCAGCAUGAUAGGAGACUGGCUACGAGUCAUCUCCAAGAGGACGAAAGAAGAGGUGGGAGAGAUCCGUGCUCAUGCCGCAGAGUGGACGGCAAAUGUCUCAGCGGAGUUCAAAGAGACUCGUCGACGUGUUAGCGUUGAGAUCUCCGACAAGUUCCAGCGCGCAGCGUCAAUUAAGCGCAAACUGUCCACGGAUCUGGGGUUCAACCCUGAACUCACCCUGUCCAAGAGGACAGUGUCGGUCAAUUUCAACGAUGAGCGGGACAAGAAAGAGAAGGAGGCCGGGCUGCAGGGCUGUCACACUCCUCUGGCCAGAAACGGGGGUUUGAAACUGAACGGUUUGGACCCAGAGAGAGGCGAUAUCUCAAUCAUUGAACACCUCAAGUAGAAAGACGAUGGCCAACACCUUUCUAGAUCCUUCCGAGACCUCUCCAUCUAUCGUCAUCGGUGGCAUCAGUGCUGAGACCAGAGUUGCUCGACCACAUGAACAGUUUCUAUUAAAUCAUGCGAAAAGGACAAUGUGGCACUUUGUGAACCCGAGGAGGGAGACAGGUCCCUCCUCUGUAGGGAGGGAAUACAAGAGUGUGUAUUUUGGACAAUGGGACACUUUCCUCACCUCACCGUCUUCGUUGCAAUACAGAAACAACGAGCAAGAAGAACAAACAGUCCAUGAGUUGAUCUUGUCGAAAACUGCAUUCACUGGCUGUCGAUCAAUUAAGUCCCACGCAGAUCUUGGAAAGGAGAACAGUCGAUAAAACAUUCAUAAUUCCAGUAUUCGGUGACAUUCUUUUGUAUUUUUUUGUGUUUUUUGGCGGCAGAGAGGUCACAUGGGGGGAAAGGUCUCAGACAAAGAUAAGACCAUUAACGGUCCGGUUAAUUCCAAUUUUAGCAGUUGAAAAUAAAUUAAUACAUUUUUAAUCCUAAACUUUUUGCUCAUUAUCACUAUGCCUGCUUUAUCGAGAGGCGCAGAUAAAUUACACGUGACCUCAUCUUCCUGGUUACUGGUAGUAACUGCUACCACACCAUGUCAGUCCUACAGUUCACUUAUUCAAAGUGUAGUCAGUCUUUACUGUAACUGUAGAUCUUUUUGUAAUGUUGUCAUUUUAACAUUUUGGUUUGAUAGACGGAAACGUUACAUACGAUAUUUGCCACUAACUCCUUUCAGUCUCAGAUGAAGAUGCAGAAGUGGUUUCAAGUGGUCUCUCUCUCCGACUCUGAACGGAGAGCACUGAUUGGCUCUGUGAUGAGAUUUUAUCAAACCAUUGUUGUGCCUUAAACCCUUUAUGUUGCCUGCAAGGCCAAACGCAACACACUGUGAGGUGGACCACUGAUUGAACAAGUGUUCGUUUGUCAUAGGUCUCUCACGUGUUAUCAGUAAACUGAGGAAGAUGAGGUGUUUUAUAAGCCUGGUGCUGAUGGGGAAUUCACUCUAAACAAAUCUGAAACAGUUGUUCACACCCAUGAUGUUCAUAUUGAUCAUAUUCAUGAUCCAAUAUUUUCCUAUAAUUAUAAUAUAAUUUGUACGUAAACUGUUGCAGGCUAAACUGUGUUAUUUUUUUAGUGAACUGAAAUGAAAGCGUUCGCCUGUUUGUGGAAACUGUUGAGGUCACGUGCCAAUUAGUCAACCAUUAAAAUGUUCAUUUGAACAUUUUAAUAAUUUAUAAUUGUAUGAUGUAUUUGAGUAUUAUAUAUAGCGUUUUCUCUCUGCUGACCAAUUCCAAGCUGCUAUGCCAUUUCUGAGUUUUACCACCACAUGUGUAUGAACAUGUCUUACAAACAGUCAUUGAAUUGUGAGCUGUCAUACUUUUGGUGUCCUGGGAAAUGUUACACGUCUAAUGUAAUAAUCAAACAGUUUGUGUUCGUUGAGAUGUUAUGGUUUGAUAUGAGGCUUCACAGAUGUGGACCGCCCAUGAAAGUUUCAUUUUUAGUCUUAAUGCCCAGCUUUCACACACACACACACACACACGCACACACACACACACACGCACACACACACACGCACACGCACACACACUCAAAGACUGCUUUCUUCCAUGUGUGUGUGUGUGUGUGUGUAUGCCUGCCGCUGAAAAUGCACUUUGAUUUGAGAUUCAGCCUUUGACCUAAACAACAUGCUGCAGCUGAUCACCAGUCCAUUCAGUUGUUGUUGUUGUUGUUAUUAGCAUUAGUGACGAGUACAUGCUUUAACACACACACACACACACUUUUGACCCUUAGAUCUUUGCCCACAUACAUAUCUGACCCCUCUCAGAAUUUACUCAGAGGGUUUUAAAUUAAUCUAGUGAAAUGUAAUGACAAAUAAAACUAGUCAACAGUGCAGUCUGCACUAUGAAUAUUAUGCUGAGUGCAGCACGUUAACACCUCAUACCUGAACCAGAAAACUCGCCUUAGGAAUCCUUUACAGUAACGGAUGAAUUGAUCUUUGUCCGAGUUGUGAUUGACUGGUAUCUGUGACGAGUGAUGUGGAUUCUGUUGGAUGAACUUACUAGUCUUCCAGACGCCCACUGGACAUCCUUACUGAGCUAAUAUCUUAUUAUCUAUAGCGGCGUUUGUUUUUAAUUUCAGUAUUCGAGGCUGUAUGGUUCAAUAUUAACACUGAAUGAAACAGUCGUGGCAUGACACUGUGUAGUGGCGGGUUGGUCUGACUUUGCCUUUACAAUUUGCUGUUCAGUUUGUUAGUAAACAUGUGACAUUUUUAAACAAUUAUCUUUUUAGCUGCUAAAACAAAACUAACUCUUUAAGACUUUUUUGCUUUUGUGCUAGAUAUGAUAAUGAUUUUAUGACUCAGAUUAUGAAAACUGUAUUUUUCUAUGCUGUCUGUGUUUCUACACUGAUGUGAGUCUGGGAGAGCAUGGUGUAAUAAUAACAUCUGUAGUCAAUCUAAACACAAGGUAACAAACAUUUUUAAGGUAACACACUCAACUUAAAAAUAAACCA